Fukomys damarensis (Damara mole-rat) is the source of this 851-nucleotide messenger RNA. It is a transcript of the gene Gpx4, whose product is annotated as glutathione peroxidase 4. The record is from RefSeq and is a predicted model, not a curated record. Gene Ontology annotation, molecular function: glutathione peroxidase activity. The transcript is spliced from 7 exons. NCBI's taxonomy places the organism in Eukaryota, Metazoa, Chordata, Mammalia, Rodentia, Bathyergidae. Gene Ontology annotation, biological process: response to oxidative stress.
CAGGCCGGCUCGGGUCCAUUGGCCGGCGGGGUGAGGGGAGGAGCCGCUGGCUCUAACCGCCGCUAUGUUCCUGGGUUGUCUGAGCCGCCUGCUGAAGCCUGCGCUUCUGUGUGGAGCUCUGACUACGCCUGGCUUGACUGGCAUUAUGUGCGCUUCUCGGGAUGACUGGCGCUGCUCUCCUUCUAUGCACGAGUUCUCUGCCAAGGACAUCGAUGGGCACAUGGUUAGCCUAGACAAAUACAAGGGCUUCGUGUGCAUCGUCACCAACGUGGCCUCUCAGUGAGGCAAAACCGAAGUGAACUACACUCAGCUUGUCGACCUGCACGCACGGUAUGCUGAGUGUGGUCUGCGUAUCCUGGCCUUCCCUUGCAACCAGUUCGGGAAGCAGGAGCCAGGGACUAACGAGGAGAUCAAGCAGUUCGCCGCUGGCUACAACGUCAAGUUUGAUAUGUUCAGCAAGAUCUGUGUGAAUGGGGAUGAUGCCCACCCCCUGUGGAAGUGGAUGAAAGUUCAGCCCAAGGGGAAGGGGAUGCUGGGGAAUGCCAUCAAAUGGAACUUCACCAAGUUUCUCAUCGACAAGAAUGGCUGUGUGGUGAAGCGGUAUGGCCCCAUGGAGGAGCCUCUGGUGAUUGAGAAGGACCUGCCCUGCUACCUGUAGCCCCACAGUUGCACCCCGCCGAGCCCCUGCCUGCCCCGAGCCUUCUACCUGGCACCAUGACGGCCUGCCUGCAAACCAGUGUGCUGGUGAGGCAGACCUGAGGAUGCGUGCACCGCCAGACAGAGGAGCGGCCACGGCCUGGGCUCGGCGACCACCCUUGCCGCCUUGUGGGAAUAAAGCAUAGAAGUGGGCA